This is a messenger RNA of Lacerta agilis (Sand lizard), 640 nucleotides long. RefSeq names its product methyltransferase-like protein 7A. Bases 89 to 640 code for a protein of 183 amino acids. The transcript is spliced from 2 exons. Gene Ontology annotation, molecular function: S-adenosylmethionine-dependent methyltransferase activity. NCBI's taxonomy places the organism in Eukaryota, Metazoa, Chordata, Lepidosauria, Squamata, Lacertidae. The record is from RefSeq and is a predicted model, not a curated record.
UGCCGAUAAAAACAAGCCUCACCUUCGAGACUCUGCGACUGACUUUCUCUUCUCCUCCGGCUUUGCUGUUUUCUGCCCUCUUGCUAACAUGGAAGCAUCAUGCCUAGUUGUCCUGCUCAGGUUAUGCGUCCAGAUAUUAUGCCUCCCUGCUUACUUGCUAUGGUACCUGGGUAUCUGGGACCCCAUUUGUAAGAAGGUAUUCCCCCACGUCUUGGCUGUGUUGAGCUCAAUUUAUAGUAAGAGGAUGUAUGACAAGAAAAAGGAAAUGUUCAGCAACCUGAAGGACUUUUCCAGUCCCACGGGGGCCCUCACACUUUUGGAGAUUGGCACAGGAACCGGCUCCAACUUUCAGUUCUACCCUGCAGGAUGCAAAAUCAUAUGCAAUGAUCCGAACCCCAACUUCCAGAAGUUUAUUGACAAGAGCCUGGCUGAAAAUCCACAUGUGCAGGUGGAACACUGUUUAGUGGCUCCAGCUGAGGACCUGCACCAGGUACCAGCUGCAUCGGUGGAUGUGGUGGUUUCAACGCUGGUGCUAUGCUGUGUGAAGAGCCCGGAGCAAGUUAUGAAAGAAGUUCUACGGGUGCUGAGACUGCGUGGGUUGGGUAUCCCUGUUCGCUUCAGUCUCUCCUUCUCAUUCUGA